This is a messenger RNA of Glycine soja, 1944 nucleotides long. Its product is annotated as transcription factor TCP14-like. The transcript has a single exon. Gene Ontology annotation, molecular function: sequence-specific DNA binding; DNA-binding transcription factor activity. The record is from RefSeq and is a predicted model, not a curated record. Gene Ontology annotation, cellular component: nucleus. The coding region runs from base 347 to 1573 and encodes 408 amino acids. NCBI's taxonomy places the organism in Eukaryota, Viridiplantae, Streptophyta, Magnoliopsida, Fabales, Fabaceae.
CCCACUCAUUAUCUUUGUUGCUUAAAGCUCAUGCCCUCUCCCAGCUAGCUCCUACCCCUUAUUCUCUCUCUCAAAUCAACCACAUCAAUUCUCAAAGCAAAAUUCCCUUCCCCUUGUUGCUCUAAAAAAGAAAGCAAAGAAAACCUAGACACACACCCUCUCCUCCAAAUAUAGCCCAUUGUGAGAAUGAGAGAAGACCCACCAAAGAGACAUUAAACCAUAACACUCACUGAUCACAGUCUGUCUCAUAAAAACAACUACCAUACUUACACCCCCCAACACAACAAUUACAAAAAAUACAAAAAAAACAGCAACCUUAACCCCUUCGAUCAAUUCACAUGCGAUCAUGGAGGGAGGUAGUGAUGACUUCCACUACCACCACCAUCUCCAUAACCAUAACCACCACCGACAAAACUUCCCAUUCCAACUACUUGAGAAGAAAGAAGAUCCCCAAGACCCUUCUUCUUGCUCCACCUCCUCCCCAUACCCUUCCUUAGCCAUCUCAGCUGAACCCUCUACUUCCAACAACAACAACCAACUCCUCCCCACACCCUCCUCCGAACCCUCCCCCAAAAAACCACCCCCUAAAAGAACCUCUACCAAAGACCGGCACACGAAGGUCGAUGGCCGCGGCCGUCGAAUUCGAAUGCCGGCUCUCUGUGCCGCCAGGGUGUUCCAGCUCACGCGUGAGCUGGGACACAAGUCUGACGGCGAGACGAUCGAGUGGCUUCUCCAGCAGGCGGAGCCAUCCGUCAUCGCCGCCACCGGAACCGGCACUAUCCCGGCCAACUUCACCUCCCUCAACAUCUCCCUCCGCAGCUCCGGCUCCUCCAUGUCUGUCCCUUCCCAGCUUCGAUCCAGCUACUUCCACAACUCAAGCUUCUCCCUCCAACCUAGAAGAAGCUUAUUCCUAGAAAACACCAACACCAACACUCCCAACACAACAACAACAACACUCCUCAAUUUCCAAUCCAACAACAACAACAACCCCAUCUUCCAAAUCCAACCCAAGCACGAAUUGCGCGAAUCUUCAUCACUAGACCUGUCCUCAGAGAACAACAACAACAACGAAGAGGGUAAUUUGGGAAGAAAAAGAAGACCCUUGGAGCAAGACCUUUCCUCAACUAUGCAACACCAAGUUGGAAUUGGAAACUAUUUGAUGCAAUCAAGCACUACUUCGGGGACAAUUCCGGCGAGCCACCACGCUCAAAUUCCGGCGAAUAUAUGGAUGCUAGCGAAUUCAAAUAGCCACCACAACCAAGGUGGUGGUGUGAGUGUGAGUGGUGGUGAAGCUCCUCCUUUGUGGACAUUCCCUGGUGGUGUGAGUAACAGUGCUUUGUAUAGAGGAACCAUGUCAAGUGGGUUGCAUUUCAUGAACUUUCCAACCCCAAUGGCACUUUUGCCAGGUCAACAAUUAGGGUCUUCUGGGAUUGGUGGUAACAUGAACGAAGGGCAUUUGAACAUGCUUUCGGGGCUAAACCCUUAUCGGACGACGGUGAUCGGAGUUUCGGAGUCUCAGGCGAGUGAGUCACAACAGUCCCAUCAUGGUGGAAGCGAGGAUCAACAUGAAUGAAUGAAUGAUAAUUAACAACAUAAGAGGGUCAAUCAACGUGUUCUUCAUUCUUCGAUUGUUGAUUCCUACAUGUGUAGUUGUUUGGUGUUUUAACACAACGUGAUGACGUGAGGUUUGAUUAUUAUUUGCCCUACGGAAUUGAGUUUUGUUUAUUUUGAUGAAAAGAUAAUUUAUUUUUAUUUUUAUUUCUUUGGUGUGGUUAAUAUGUUGGGAAGAGGUGGGUGGUGGGUGGUGGGUGAUGGAAGAAGAGAGAAGAAGAGUUUUUUUUUUUUUUUUAGGGUUUGAGAGAGAUAUGAAUGACACUAUUUAACAGUUGGAUAUUAUUUGGCUUUAUUUCACUACACGAUAUCUUAUCAUCAUUGUUUGUGCAA